This is a messenger RNA of Prunus armeniaca (apricot), 1101 nucleotides long. NCBI's taxonomy places the organism in Eukaryota, Viridiplantae, Streptophyta, Magnoliopsida, Rosales, Rosaceae. The record is from the annotation of a GenBank genome assembly.
AUGAGGACCGUGAAGAAAGACACUCCACUGCCCGCUCUCGGAGAACCAAUUCUCGUCGCCAAGCUACAGAAAAUCCCUCGCAAGCGCAGUCCACCAACACGCCGCCUAGGUAGCGCAACCGAGAAGGUCGACCCUCACGAACCAAUGAGGAAGUCAAUCAGCAUCGCCCAAAGCGUGAAGGCCAUCAACAUGAUCAACCAGCCAUAUGUGCAAAAGGCGUUGAGAAGCUUAGGAAAUUUUGGAGAUGCACUACGCAUUGAGGUAGAUCAAGCAAACUCCUCACCUUUCACCGCCGAAAUCGAGCAGGCUGCUCCCCCAAAACGAUUCUCAACGCCCUCUUUCAUAUACUUCAAAGGGGAUUCCAAUCCCAAAAGUCAUCUAAAGCAUUUCAAGAGCCUUAUGAUCCUCUACAAAGCCGAAGACACGCUUAUGUGCAAGGUGUUUGCAAUGACUUUACAAGGAGCAGCUCAGGACUGGUUCCACACCCUGCUAUCCGGGUCGAUCAGCAGCUUCAAGGAGCUUGCUUAUGUCUUCACUAAAGAAUACACUUCUUAUUGGACGAUCAAGAAGAACCCUGACCAUCUGUUCAACCUGCACAAAAAGUCCGAUGAAUCCCUCCGAGACUACAUCAAGAGGAGGUUGCCAACUGAAUGUGAGUUGUAUCGCGAGCUGACCAUCUCUCCUCACCAAACACUGGUAGAAGUCUUCGCUACAGUAGAGCGCUACGCACUAUGGGACGAUGACCGGAUUGUCGCGAAGGAGGCUGAUCAAGCAGCUGAGCAGGCAAGCAAAGAGAACGGCAAGCGCAGAUCACAACCUCAGGAAUGUGCUCCAGUAGAGAAGAGCUACACUAAGUUCACUAUCCCGAUACACCAGAUCCUAACCCAAAUAAAGGACAUGCCUUGGUUGAAGAAACCAUCACCUUUAAAGGGAAACCCAACCAAGAAGGAUACUAGUAGAUACUACACAUUCCAUGAAGGGCACGGUCAUUACACAAAUGACUGCUUCGCCUGGAAAAGACACCUCGAAGAUCUAGUCAGAGACGGCCAUUGCACGGAAUUCGUCGCAAAGGGGGGCUAUCCAGCAAAUCAAGGAUUGUGA